Messenger RNA from Fusarium redolens, 2301 nucleotides. Its product is annotated as cobalamin-independent synthase. Bases 1 to 2301 code for a protein of 766 amino acids. The transcript is spliced from 3 exons. Gene Ontology annotation, molecular function: 5-methyltetrahydropteroyltriglutamate-homocysteine S-methyltransferase activity; zinc ion binding. NCBI's taxonomy places the organism in Eukaryota, Fungi, Ascomycota, Sordariomycetes, Hypocreales, Nectriaceae. The record is from RefSeq and is a predicted model, not a curated record.
AUGGUUCAGUCCGCUAUCCUCGGUUUCCCCCGCAUGGGUGUUAACCGUGACCUGAAGAAGGCCACCGAAGCUUACUGGGGUGGAAAGAUCUCCCAGUCCGACCUCCUCGCUGAGGCCAAGCGCCUCCGUCUUGCUCACUGGAAGAUCCAGCAGGAUGCCGGUGUCGACAUCAUUCCCAGCAACGACUUCGCCCUCUACGACCAGGUCCUUCACCAGAUCCAGGACUUCGGUGCCGUUCCCGAGCGAUACACCAAGGAUGGCCUUGACCCCAUCGACCAGUACUUCGCCAUGGGCCGUGGUCACCAGAAGGAGGGUGUCGAUGUUCCCUCUCUGGAGAUGGUCAAGUGGUUCGACUCCAACUACCACUACGUCAAGCCUACCCUCCAGGACAACCAGACCUUCAAGCUCACUGACAGCCCCAAGGCUGUUGCUGAGUUCAAGGAGGCUAAGGAGGCUGGCAUCAACACCCGCCCCGUCCUCGUUGGUCCCGUUUCCUUCCUCCACCUCGGCAAGGCCGACCGUGGCCAGUCUGUCGAGCCCAUCGACCUUCUUGAGAAGCUCCUCCCCGUCUAUGAGCAGAUCCUCACCCAGCUGAAGGAGGCUGGUGCCGAGACUGUUCAGAUUGACGAGCCUGUCCUUGUCUUCGACCUUCCCCAGAAGACCAAGGCUGCCUUCAAGCCCGCCUAUGAGAAGUUCGCCAGCCUUGGUGACAAGAUCCCCAAGAUCGUCUUCACCACCUACUUCGGUGACAUCGUCCACAACCUUGACCUCCUCCCCAAGGACGUCUAUGGUGUCCACAUCGACCUUGUCCGUAACCCCGAGCAACUCGAAAAGGUUCUCGGUGCUAUCGGCUCCAACACCAUCCUCUCUGCCGGUGUCGUCGACGGCCGCAACAUCUGGAAGACCAACCUGAAGCGUGCUAUCGAGACUGUUGAGACCGCUAUCCAGAAGCUCGGCAAGGACCGUGUCAUUGCUGCCACCUCCAGCUCUCUCCUCCACACCCCUCACACUCUUGCCAGCGAGAAGAAACUGGACCCCGAGAUUGCCGACUGGUUCUCUUUCGCUACUGAGAAGGCUUCUGAGAUUGCUCUCAUUGCCAAGGCCGUCACUGAGGGUCCUGCCUCCGUCCGCGAACAGCUUGAGGCUAAUGCCAAGUCCAUCAAGGCUCGUGCCGACUCCCCCCGAACCAACGACCCCCAGGUCAAGGAGCGCCAGUCCAAGGUCACCCAGAAGGACUACGAGCGUAAGAGCGAGUUCACUACCCGUAUCAGCCAGCAGCAGAAGAAGCUGAACCUUCCCCUCUUCCCCACCACCACCAUCGGAUCUUUCCCCCAGACCAAGGAGAUCCGAGUUCAGCGAAACAAGUUCACCAAGGGUGAGAUCACCGCUGAGGAGUACGACCGCUUCAUUGAGAAGGAGAUUGAGGAGAACAUCAAGAUCCAGGAGGAGCUCGACCUCGAUGUCUUCGUCCACGGUGAGCCUGAGCGUAACGACAUGGUUCAGUUCUUCGGUGAGCGAUUCCAGGGUUAUGCUUUCACCACACACGCCUGGGUUCAGUCCUAUGGUUCUCGAUGCGUCCGACCUCCCAUCAUCGUCGGUGACAUCUCUCGACCCCAGCCCAUGACCGUCAAGGAGUCCAAGUACGCUGUCUCGGUCUCCAAGAAGCCCAUGAAGGGUAUGCUUACUGGCCCCGUCACCUGCCUUCGAUGGUCUUUCCCUCGUGACGACGUCCACCAGUCCGUCCAGGCUGAGCAGCUUGCUCUUGCCCUCCGUGACGAGGUCGUCGACCUUGAGAAGGCCGGCAUCGACGUCAUCCAGGUCGAUGAGCCCGCUCUCCGUGAGGGUCUUCCCCUCCGCUCCGGCGAGGAGCGUGAUGCCUACCUCAAGUGGGCCGUCCAGGCUUUCCGCCUCUCCACCGCCGGUGUUGAGGACGCUACUCAGAUUCACUCUCACUUCUGUUACUCUGAGUUCCAGGACUUCUUCCACGCCAUCGCUGCCCUCGAUGCCGACGUUCUGUCCAUUGAGAACAGCAAGUCUGAUGCCAAGCUCCUCCGAGUCUUCGUCGACUCUGAGUACCCCCGCCACAUCGGACCCGGUGUCUACGACAUCCACUCUCCCCGCGUCCCCAGCGAGCAGGAGAUUAAGGACCGCAUCGAGGAGAUGCUUCAGUUCCUUAAGCCCGAGCAGCUUUGGAUCGACCCUGACUGUGGUCUCAAGACCCGUCAGUGGAAGGAGACCAAGGAGGCGCUUGCCAACAUGGUUAACGCCGCCAAGUACUUCCGUGCCAAGUACGCCAAAUAA